AUGGAGAUGGAUGGAGAAAGAAAUGAAGAUAGCUUCAUUGAAAGCAUAUGUGAUUCAGUGUCUUCCAUUGUGGAGGGGUGUCGUUUACCAGUGAAGAUGAAAAACUGGGAUGAAUGGACUCUUGCUGAGGUCCUUGGGAUUAAGGAGAAGGAUGGGAAGAGACAGUUCUAUGUCCACUUCAUCGAUUACAAUAAGAGAUUGGAUGAAUGGGUGAAUGAAGAUCGGCUAGAUAGACGGAAGGUGCAGUGGCCCAAGAAAGAUGGUGCGGGAGGCACCACUGGGACAGUAACAGUAGUUGGAUCUCGCCCUGCAAGUCCAGCUCCUUCCUGUACAUCUUUGGAAAGCGUGACCAGCUCCUCUUUGGCUGCUGCCAUUCAGAAGAAACAGGCUGGAAGAAAGAGAAAAGCUGUGGCUCUUGACCUUGAGGUCAACAUGAAAGAGGACUCAAUGGAUGGGAGUAACCAGGCAGGUGGACCUCGACAGACAGGCAGCUUGAUGGUUCACCACGACAAUGUUAUCACACGCAUGAAGAAUGUGGAGAUGAUUGAGCUUGGAAAGCAUCGUAUCAAACCUUGGUACUUUUCACCUUACCCCCAGGAGUUGAUUUCCUUGCCUUGCAUUUAUUUGUGUGAAUUCUGUCUCAAGUUUCACAAGUCUGUCAAGUGCCUAGAGAGACAUCUUGAUAAAUGCCCCCUGAAACACCCUCCUGGAAAUGAGAUCUACCGCAAAGGAACUAUCUCAUUCUUUGAGAUUGAUGGCCGCAAGAACAAGGUCUAUGCCCAGAAUCUAUGUCUCUUGGCAAAGUUAUUCUUGGAUCACAAGACUCUCUAUUAUGACACGGACCCAUUCCUCUUUUACGUGAUGACGGAAUUUGACAACAGAGGCUUUCACAUUGUGGGCUACUUUUCAAAGGAAAAGGAGAGCAGUGAAGACUACAACCUUGCCUGCAUCCUCACUCUACCUCCAUAUCAGAGGAAAGGCUAUGGGAAGCUUCUCAUCCAAUUCAGUUAUGAAUUGAGCAAGUUUGAGGGGAAAGCAGGAUCUCCUGAGAAGCCCCUUUCAGACUUGGGCCUCCUUUCAUACCGAUCAUAUUGGUCUCAGACCAUACUUGAAAUUCUUACUGAUCUCAAACCUCCUGAUGGAAGUGAUAGACCUCAGAUCAGCAUCAAUGAGUUGUCAGAGACCACAAGCAUGAAGAAGGAUGAUGUCAUUAGUACUCUUCAAUACCUCAAUCUUCUUCAUUAUCAUAAGGGUCAGUAUAUCUUGGUAUUGAAUCCUGACAUUGUCGGCGCCCAUGAGAAGGCAGUGACCAAGAGACGGUUGAGUAUUGAUUCAAAGUGCCUUCACUGGACUCCUAAGGAAUGGUCUAGACGAAAAUGACUCCUUUUAGAAGUUUAGAGUGCAACAUAAAUUGCUAAUAGUGAAAUUUUUUGGGUAUAUGCAGUGGGUACUUGGGCAAAGAUGUAUGCUGAGGUAAAAUCGAUGAAUUGUAUGCUUCUGUGAUAGCCAUCUUUGCCAGGAAGCUCAAAUAUGUUGUGAUGUUUUUAUUGGCAUUUUUCAAUGAUCUCUUCCAGCCACUGAAUAUAGCAGC
Darwinula stevensoni is the source of this 1591-nucleotide messenger RNA. Lineage: Eukaryota; Metazoa; Arthropoda; Ostracoda; Podocopida; Darwinulidae. The record is from the annotation of a GenBank genome assembly.